Messenger RNA from Neoarthrinium moseri, 3882 nucleotides. RefSeq lists its product as uncharacterized. Bases 1 to 3882 code for a protein of 1293 amino acids. The transcript has a single exon. Lineage: Eukaryota; Fungi; Ascomycota; Sordariomycetes; Amphisphaeriales; Apiosporaceae. The record is from RefSeq and is a predicted model, not a curated record.
AUGGCCAAUCCGAAUGAAAAACACCUCCAUGAAGAAAGUAUUGCAGCGCAGGUCGCCCGCGGCAUCGAGCUAGCUAAGAAUAAUGUCAAUCUCGACGGCAUCCUACUGACAACCAAGGGCACCGAUGGAGAGCUUAGGUCGGAAUUGCUAAGUCAUUUUAUUAGCGAGGAAGGUCGGAAAUACGCGUUAAGGAUACCCUCAAACUACGACUUGGAGGCUAUUCAACGCUGGUAUGCGCAGCACGUUGAGGUGGAAUGGCGAGCAAACAUGACCUUAGUUAUGGCUGGUGAUCUGGUCUCAAUUCGUAAGCCGGAAGAAUUUCGCAUUCUCCUGGCCAGGAUUGAGCGUGGAAAAGUCAAGCUGCUCGAGGACGAACAAGGUAGCGGAUUGCCCGUGCUACAUAUCAUGAACUCCGAACCGGCUCGCCAGCAAAAUGCCCCAGGGAUAGGACAAGCUGGUAAAGAGAAGGCCACAGACAAGACCGCAGACAAGACCGCAGACAAGGCCGCAGACAAGGCGCCAACGAUACCAGCGAAGGGAAAGGAGACGGCCCCAGGCAACGUACCUAUAACACCCGCAAAGGGAACGGGGACGGCCCCAGGCAACGUACCGAUAACACCCGCAAAGGGAACGGGGACGCCCUCAGGCAACGUACCAAUGACACCCUCGAAGCGCAACCGCGAUGAGAACUCGAAUCUUGAUGAUUCUGCUGAUCCUGCUAUACCAGGGAAGGCCGCGUCAAAGACGCCGAGACGUGAGGGCUCCACCGGACGCAGGCCUAGAACUGGCAACGACCGACCCGAAACGCCCAAAAAGAACGAUAAAGGAAAGGAAGUUGCGCGCCAUCCCGCAAGCGACAGUGAAAAAGACUCGGACCCAGACGAUAGCGAAACAGACGUCAAACUUCCUGAUAACAGCGUUAUCAUUGACGCGAUGAUUGACAAAAUCGACUACAAGUUCUCCUGGGAGAAUAUUUGCAACUUUUUCCAGUGCGAAAAAGCCACUUUGGAAUUGAAAAUCCCGGGCCUUCUACGACCCGUCAAAGACCACCAGCUUGUUGCAAUAUGGGCCAUGCUCACUCAAGUGACAAGGACAAAGCUUUCCACUUUCCUCCUUGGUGAUGCCCCCGGCGUAGGAAAAUCUCUAGAAGUUAUUGCAACAUUCGUUAUCUUUCAUCAAAUAAAGAGCAGGUGGGCCCAGGUUGUUGCGGACCGAACUGCUAAACGUGGUAACCACCUACCUUGGAAGGGUCAGGACGACGAGUCGUUUUGUCCAUCUCAAAACCCUUUCUGUUUUCGCUGUCCGUGCAUCAAUAGCAGCGAUUCCGGUCGGAUUGCCAGAAGCCUUCCUUAUCUUCCUACAAUAGUUGUUGCCGAAGCUGGUGUUAUACCGGUUUGGGCGAGUGAGCUCGAGAGUCAUCUUGACCACGACUUUCAAGUAGAAGGAGUGCCUUCAAUCACUGCCACUAUCGAUCACAAUCAAUAUGCACAAAUGUGGCCACAGUACAGCAGGCCCCAGUUUAUCGCAGAAUCAAAAGCCAGCGUCAUCGAAGUUCAACGCGAAGGCACAAAAACCAGGCCAGUCUUUAAGCACAAGAUACAAGGGAGAUCCGGACUGACCAGGAAUAUUAUUGUGGUGUCUAGAAACUCGCUUAACAGAUUUUGCCAACGAUUUACGGAGAAACGGGUACAUCAAGAAGCAGGCAUUUCAAAGAGGAACGCAACGUACGAUGCGCUUUGCCUCGGUGCAAGCUUCAUCUUCUUUGAUGAGGUUCAUAGAUACUCGGGAGCGAGGCAACCCAAGCCGGGCAAAGGCGCAAAAUCUGGUGCUAGAUCUAAACAAGCGGUCGGAGAACGUUCCGAGACUUUGAAGUUUAUGGAGAGGUUGAGGAAGAUUUCGACGCGGCCACUGAUGGCGGUAGCCGUAUCUGGCAGCAUUCUGGACGAUGGGCCUCCUCUCUGGUGCCGAUUUCUGGAACACGCCAUAUAUCAAGCAUCAUCUCUCGAUUGGAGUUUCAACCUGGGAAACAUCAAGACAGUAGAUGAACUCCUAGAACUCGAGAAAGACUGGCGGUUCCUGGAAGCUAAUUACCCCGACGCUGAUGCUGCUGAUACAGAAAAAUUAAACGAUAUCAACAAGCGGAUUGAGGUUGGCAAGAAAGCCUACCCUAAUCUGCUACAUGCUAUAAUGAUAGCUCGUAAGAAGGAAGACCAUUUCAACGGGCAUCCAAUUGUGGACCUUCCACCCUUGCAAUACGAAGAGAUUGUGCUGCCAACACCCGCAGGCGCACAUUUGAACGCAUUGAAGCGAUUAACCGUAGAGGUGAAAACCUGGAUCUUGAAACAGCUCAGAAAGGAAAGAAACAAAUGGAUCCAAGAUGGAAAGAAAACAGCGGAGCCUACCAUCGAGACCGUGUCGGCGAAACAUUUGGGCCAGGCUGCGCGUAAAGGACUGGGAGAAGAUAACCGACCAUAUCUGACGAUACAACGAGCCAUGUCAUUCCCAGCCCUUGCUCGCAUCAUUACAGAACACAGUAUAAAACCAGAGGCAUUGGCAUCAGAGGAGAUAAAUAAGAUUGCUUUUGAAAUUACAAAGUUACUGUGUGCGAGGGCCCCGAAACACAACAUUCUCGCUGUCCUACAGAAUUGCUUUCUCUGGAAAUAUAGCUCAGAGCUCAAAAAGUCUUUGAAAUACAAAAAGAUAUGUCAGAUAUUCAACGAAGUCAUCGAAGCCGGAAACCAAGAUUUUGAGAAAAUUGAGCAUUCGUUGCUCUUCAUGGACGGGCCCCUUCCAGCUUUUGUUGCCUUCAUGCUACUUUUCCCAACAUACUGCGAUAAGAUUGACUUCUAUUAUUUCCACGCCAAGUUGCCACAAGGCGCCGCCGGUACGGGACGCAGCGCAAAGUCCAAUCACUGCAGAAAUUGGUGCAUGAAGGAAAUCAACAAGCCUUCUGAGCCGGGAAGCAAACCUCGAGUUUUACUAUUGACCUAUGUGCUGGGCGCUGUCGGACUCAAUCUCCAAGGUGCAAACAGGGUUAUUCUCUGUGAGACCCCUCCAAGGACAGCCGAUUUUGACCAGGCUAUCGGCCGGGUCCAACGGAUGGGCCAGGCAAAGGAACCGAAAGUUGUGUAUCUUACGGACACCAAAAACAUCUUUGAGUUACAAAGACGGAUCAGGAUCAGGACCAAGAAAGCACUGCGGGAUAUGCCAGAAUAUAGGGAGGCAAGGAUUGAGUUCAACGACUUCGUGAACAGACCAGAAGAUAAAGACGAGGAAAUGGUCGACAUCGACUCCUUGCAAGGAAAUGUCUCAGGCCAGGACGACUCGGGAGCGGAUGGCGAUGAUGAUCUCAGCACCCCACGCCAAUCAAACCAAAUGCCUGAUGCUGGAGACCCGACUAGCUCUUCAUCGCAAAGACCUUCAGCUCCGGGAUCAAGACCCAGUUCGCGCCAGGAAACGCCAAUCGGAUCACGAUUGCUGUUAAUGACGCAGGCCCGUGGCUUGAGAAACCAAUCUUCCAACAGCAACCUGUCAUCUCCAAUUACCGGACCAGGGCGCAGUCCGGUUUCCCAGAACCUUGGCUCUCAAAACUCAGCUCAGUUUGGUGAAGGUUCCGAGAAUAUCCCGUCUUUACCAUUGACUACCAGUGCGUCUGGCCAAGAUGGUCCACAAGCAGCUCAAGGCCCUUCAACAGUCCCUGAGCGGGCGCGAGCUUCAAGACCAGGGGGUGUUGCAGGCAAUUCCCAGGCUGGGUCCAGUAGAGACACAAGGCCACCUCCGGGAACGACUUUUAGGUCAGGAACUAUUGAGGAACCUAUUGAUCUCUUGAUGUCAGAUCUUUCAGACUUCCUACAAUCAGAUAGCGACGGUGACGAGAGUUAA